AGUGUGACACAGAGAGACGUAUCCAUCUUUCUGACCCAUCCUUCAAUUAAAUUUUGACCCAAAACAUCAAACACUUGGGAAAAAACAGAAUUCAUCUUUUCUCGUUUUCAUCAAUUCCAUUUCACACCUUUUGUGUGUGGUUACGAUUCUUUCUACCGAAUCAAGAAACUUGUCUUUUGGAGUGUGAGCAGAGCAAAACAGUUCUCGAAGUCUGAGGAGAGAAGAAACUGAAGGUUUUUUUAAGGAGUUACAUAGAUUCUUUGUCGGAAAUUAUGGAUACGAGUGAGGCUAGGAACCGUAAAGUUCUUGCAGUGGAGAAAACUGAUCUCGAAGUCCCUGAGACUGCUCAUCAGAUUAGCAGCGAUUCAUGGUUUCAGGUAGCAUUUGUACUAACAACUGGUAUAAACAGCGCCUAUGUGUUGGGAUAUUCCGGGACAGUCAUGGUUCCUUUGGGUUGGAUUGGUGGUGUGGUUGGUCUCAUUCUUGCUACAGGGAUCUCCCUUUAUGCAAACGCUCUUAUCGCCAAGCUUCAUGAGUUUGGUGGAAAAAGACACAUUCGUUAUAGAGAUCUUGCAGGCUUCAUCUAUGGUAGAAAGAUGUAUCGUGUUACAUGGGGAUUGCAAUAUGUCAAUCUUUUCAUGAUUAAUUGUGGCUUCAUCAUACUUGCUGGUUCCGCCUUAAAGGCCGUUUAUGUACUUUUCAGAGAUGACAGCUUGAUGAAGCUGCCUCACUUUAUCGCCAUCGCGGGUGUAGUAUGUGCGAUUUUCGCAAUCGGUAUUCCUCAUUUAUCAGCUCUUGGAAUCUGGCUCGGAGUUUCAACAAUCUUCAGCAUAAUCUACAUUAUUGUUGCAAUAGUUCUAUCAGUUAAAGAUGGAGUAAACAAACCUGAAAGAGACUAUAACAUACAAGGAUCAUCAAUAAACAAACUCUUUACCAUAACAGGAGCAGCAGCAAAUCUAGUGUUUGCAUUCAACACGGGAAUGCUCCCGGAAAUACAGGCCACGGUGAAGCAACCAGUUGUUAAAAACAUGAUGAAGGCUCUGUAUUUUCAAUUCACUGUUGGUGUUUUACCAAUGUAUGCCGUUGCAUUCAUUGGUUAUUGGGCUUACGGUUCCUCGACAUCAACUUAUUUGUUAAACAGCGUCAGUGGACCUCUAUGGGUUAAAGCACUCGCUAACAUUUCUGCUUUCUUACAGUCCGUUAUCUCUUUACAUAUUUUUGCAAGUCCGACUUAUGAGUAUAUGGAUACGAAGUAUGGAGUCAAAGGAAGUCCAUUAGCAUUUAAGAAUCUGUUGUUUAGAACAGUAGCACGAGGAAGCUACCUUGCGGUGAGCACUCUUCUCUCUGCGCUAUUGCCGUUUCUUGGAGAUUUUAUGAGCCUCACGGGAGCGAUAAGCACGUUCCCAUUGACAUUCAUAUUAGCGAAUCACAUGUAUCUAGUGGCUAUGAACGAUAAGCUCAGUCUUGUGCAAAAGCUAUGGCAUUGGCUUAAUGUUUGCUUCUUCGGAUUAAUGUCUCUUGCAGCUGCUAUUGCUGCUGUAAGACUCAUCUCUGUUGAUUCAAAGAACUUCCAUGUUUUUGCUGAUGUUUAACCAAAAAACUCUAUGCUUUUGUAUUCUUCGAUAUUGUUAACAUUGUAUUAUCUCAUAGACUCAUACCAAAUAUAUAAAAAGCGCUGUAAUCCCUAUUUUGUUCA
Capsella rubella is the source of this 1696-nucleotide messenger RNA. Its product is annotated as proline transporter 2. Gene Ontology annotation, cellular component: plasma membrane. Bases 273 to 1592 code for a protein of 439 amino acids. NCBI's taxonomy places the organism in Eukaryota, Viridiplantae, Streptophyta, Magnoliopsida, Brassicales, Brassicaceae. The transcript has 7 exons. The record is from RefSeq and is a predicted model, not a curated record.